This is a messenger RNA of Aureococcus anophagefferens, 432 nucleotides long. RefSeq lists its product as hypothetical. The coding region runs from base 1 to 432 and encodes 143 amino acids. NCBI's taxonomy places the organism in Eukaryota, Pelagophyceae, Pelagomonadales, Pelagomonadaceae. The record is from RefSeq and is a predicted model, not a curated record. The transcript has a single exon.
AUGGCGGAGGUGUAUGCGACCAUGGACAAGGCGGCCGCGGACGGCAUGAAGACGUCCUCGGACAAGACGGCGGCCGUGACCGACGCCUGGGCGCGCGUGCGCAGCGACGCGACAGCCAUCGACUGGGCCGCGUUCGUCCUCGAGGGCAAGGCCUACAAACUGCGGGCCGAGGGCUCCGGCGUCCCGGCGCUGCUCGAGGCGCUAAGCGAGGAUUGCGUCACGUUCGCGGGCUUCCGGGCGGACGUCGGCGGCGCCGUCAAGUUCUUCCACCUCCUCUACGUCGGCUCCGGCGUCGGCAUCAUCAAGCGCAACAAGGCGCAGCUGCAGAAGAACGCCCCCUUCAACGCCAUGGACGGCGCGGCCGGCGACCUCGAGCUGCCGCCGGACGAGAAGACGGCGGAGAAGCUCGCGGCGCUCGUCGCGGCGGCGUAA